AUGGCAGAAGAGGAUAUUGGGACUGAAUCCUUUGGGGAAGAGGGAGAGAGAGGGCCCCAGAGUCCUGAUGAAAUCAUUUUCCAGCAGUGCAAAAUGUUUGCUCUACAUAUUCAGAGGAAGAGAAAGCAGUUAGGUGCCAGUUUUUGGCACCUUUGCACUGGGAGAUGUUCGGGAAGAUGGGGUAGUCUUAGUUGUUCCUGCCACUGUCAGAGAUGUCAGAGGUGGAGGGAGAGAGAGGAUGGAACCAGAAGAAGCCAAGGACAGAGAGAGAAGAAAGAUGACAAGGGACUAGAGAAACCAAAACGAAAGGUGCAGAAGGGGAAACAGAUGCAGAAAGCAUCUGGAGACAAGGAAUCAGAGAACUCUAUCUCCAGGAAGAAACCGCUGCCCAGUCUAGAAGGGCCUAGGCCUCUUUCCUGGGUUGACUUUGGACACAAAUCUAGAAGCCCCCCAAGGAGAUCCUGCCUCCUCUCUGUGCCAUCUCGGUCUCUUGCGGGUUUCCAGGUUUCCUUCUCUGAAGGGCAGGCAUUCUUUGCCUGGGACCCCGAAACAUCUGAAACACAGAUUGGUGACAAGAAACUGCAGAACUCCAGAUCUUUUGGGGGGACCUCAGAGGGUACAGAUGGCCUGGGCCUGCUCCACCGCCAGGGGACGUCUGUAGCCCUGCAGGCGGUCCAGAGCCUGAGUUGUAGGGUGGGGACCGUGCUCCGUCUCCCAACUGAGGGCCGGGCGGGUUUGGACAUCGUGCACCCUGUGCGAGUGGAUGCUGGAGGCUCCUUCCUGUCCUAUGAGCUGUGGCCACGGGUGCUGCGUAAGCGGGAUGUGUCUGCUGCGCAGGCCUCAUCCGCGUUCUACCAGCUGCAGUACCAAGGGCGGGAGCUGCUUUUCAACCUGACCACCAACCCUUAUCUCCUGGCUCCCGGCUUUGUGAGUGAGAUCCGACGUCGCAGCAACCUAAGCAACGUGCACAUCCAAACCAGUGUCCCAACCUGCCAUUUGCUUGGCGAUGUCCAAGACCCAGAGCUGGAAGGUGGCUUUGCAGCCAUCAGCGCCUGUGAUGGCCUAAGAGGUGUGUUCCAGCUCUCCAAUGAGGACUACUUCAUUGAGCCUCUGGAUGAAGUUCCAGCUCAGCCUGGACAUGCCCAGCCCCAUAUGGUGUACAAGCACAAACGCUCUGGGCAGCAGGAUGACUCAAGGACUUCAGGCACCUGUGGGGUGCAAGGGUCCCCAGAGCUGAAGCACCAGCGAGAACAUUGGGAACAGCGGCAGCAGAAGCGGAGGCAGCAGCGAUCAAUCAGCAAAGAGAAGUGGGUGGAGACCCUGGUAGUGGCUGAUUCCAAGAUGGUGGAGUACCACGGGCAGCCGCAAGUGGAGAGCUAUGUGCUGACGAUCAUGAACAUGGUGGCUGGACUGUAUCAUGAUCCAAGCAUUGGGAAUCCCAUUCACAUCACCGUUGUGCGCCUUAUUAUACUGGAAGACGAGGAGAAGGACUUAAAGAUCACACACCAUGCUGAUGACACUCUGAAGAACUUCUGUAGGUGGCAGAAGAAUGUCAACAUGAAGGGGGAUGACCACCCACAGCACCAUGACACUGCCAUCCUGCUUACCAGGAAGGAUUUGUGUGCAACCAUGAACCACCCCUGUGAAACCUUGGGCCUGUCUCACGUGGCUGGCUUGUGCCACCCUCAGCUCAGCUGUAGUGUCAGUGAGGAUACUGGCCUGCCUCUGGCCUUCACUGUGGCCCAUGAGCUAGGACACAGUUUUGGCAUUCAGCAUGACGGCACCGGCAAUGACUGUGAAUCCAUUGGGAAACGGCCUUUCAUCAUGUCUCCACAGCUCCUGUAUGACAGAGGCAUUCCACUCACCUGGUCCCGCUGCAGCCGCGAGUACAUCACCAGGUUCCUCGACCGUGGGUGGGGCCUGUGCUUAGAUGACCGUCCAUCCAAGGGUGUCAUUAACUUCCCCUCGGUGCUGCCCGGUGUCCUGUACGAUGUGAACCAUCAGUGCCGCCUUCAGUAUGGGCCUUCUUCAGCCUACUGUGAGGACGUGGAUAAUGUCUGCUACACUCUGUGGUGCUCGGUGGGGACCACCUGUCACUCCAAGAUGGAUGCUGCUGUGGAUGGUACGAGCUGUGGGAAGAACAAGUGGUGUCUCAAUGGAGAGUGCGUCCCUGAGGGCUUCCAGCCCGAGACGGUGGACGGUGGCUGGUCCGGUUGGAGUGCCUGGUCUGUCUGCUCGCGGAGCUGUGGCGUGGGCGUACGGAGUUCUGAACGACAGUGCACACAGCCUGUGCCUAAGAACAAAGGCAAGUACUGUGUGGGGGAGCGGAAGCGGUACCGGCUCUGCAACCUGCAGGCCUGCCCACCAGACCGUCCCUCUUUCCGCCACACCCAGUGUAGCCAGUUUGAUAGCAUGCUGUACAAGGGGAAACUACACAAAUGGGUGCCUGUGCUCAACGACGAGAACCCAUGUGAGCUGCACUGCCGGCCCUUCAACUACUCCAACAGAGAGAAGCUGAGGGAUGCUGUGAUGGAUGGCACCCCUUGCUACCAAGGCCGCAUCAGCCGUGACAUCUGCAUCGAUGGCAUUUGCAAGAAAGUGGGCUGUGACUUUGAGCUUGACUCUGGUGCUGAGGAGGACCGCUGUGGGGUGUGCCGGGGGGAUGGUUCUACUUGCCAUACCGUGAGCAGGACCUUCAAGGAGGCUGAAGGCAUGGGGUAUGUGGAUGUAGGGCUGAUCCCAGCUGGAGCCCGAGAGAUUCUCAUUGAGGAGGUGGCCGAGGCUGCCAACUUCCUGGCCCUGCGGAGUGAGGACCCAGACAAGUACUUCCUCAAUGGCGGCUGGACCAUCCAGUGGAAUGGGGACUACCAGGUGGCAGGCACUACCUUCACCUAUACACGCAAGGGCAACUGGGAGACCCUCACAUCCCCAGGCCCCACCACUGAGCCUGUCUGGAUCCAGCUGCUAUUCCAGGAGAGAAACCCUGGGGUACACUACAAGUAUACCAUCCAGAGGGCCAGCCACAGUGAAGCCCAGCCACCUGAGUUCUCCUGGCACUAUGGGCCCUGGAGCAAGUGCCCAGUCACCUGUGGGACAGGUGUGCAGAGGCAGAGUUUGUACUGCAUGGAGAAGCAGGCAGGAAUUGUAGAUGAGGGACACUGUGACCAUCUGAGUCGGCCCCGUGACCGCAAGAGGAAAUGCAAUGAGGAGCCCUGUCCUGCCAGGUGGUGGGUAGGGGACUGGCAGCCGUGUUCCCGAUCCUGUGGGCCUGGAGGUUUCUUUCGCCGGGCUGUGUUCUGCACACGUAGUGUAGGGCUGGAUGAGCAGCGUGCCCUUGAGCCAUCUGCUUGUGGACAUCUUCCCCGUCCCUUGGCUGAAAUCCCGUGCUACCAUUAUGUUGCCUGUCCUUCCUCCUGGGGUGUGGGGAACUGGUCUCAGUGCUCUGUGACAUGUGGAGCUGGCAUUCGGCAACGAAGUGUCCUCUGCAUCAACAAUACUGGUGUCCCCUGUGAUGGAGCUGAGCGACCAAUAACUGAGACCUUUUGUUUUCUGCAACCCUGCCAGUAUUCCACGUACAUAGUGGACACAGGUGCCUCUGGGAGCGGCUCCUCCAGUCCCGAGCUCUUCAAUGAGGUUGACUUCGACCCGCACCAGCCGGUCCCACGCCCUUCCCCAGCAUCCUCACCCAAGCCAGUCAGCAUCAGCAACGCUAUUGAUGAGGAAGACCCGGAACUGGAUCCGCCAGGGCCUGUGUUUGUGGAUGAUUUCUAUUAUGACUACAAUUUCAUUAACUUCCACGAAGACCUGUCCUAUGGGUCCUUUGAAGAAUCCCAUUCAGACCUGGUUGAUAUUGGGGGUCAGACAGUACCACCUCACAUCAGACCCACUGAACCCCCCUCAGAUUCUCCAGUGCCUACUGCAGGAGCUCCUGGAGCUGAGGAAGAGGGCAUUCAGGGAUCUUGGUCUCCUAGCCCUUUACUCAGUGAGGCUAGCCAUUCCCCACCAGUAUUAUUAGAGAAUACCCCUGUGAACCCCUUGGCCAAUUUCUUGACCGAGGAAGAGAGUCCCAUAGGGGCCCCUGAACUUGGGCUCCCCAGCGUGUCCUGGCCCCCUGCUUCAGUUGAUGGAAUGGUGACAUCUGUUGCCCCUGGAAACCCUGAUGAGUUGCUAGUGAGAGAAGAUACGCAGAGCCAGCCAUCCACUCCAUGGUCUGACAGGAACAAGCUUUCUAAAGAUGGUAACCCCUUGGGUCCUACAUCACCUGCCCUUCCCAAGAGCCCUUUCCCCACCCAGCCCUCAUCACCCUCCAACAGUACUACCCAAGCUUCUCUGAGUCCUGAUGCAGUAGAGGUGUCGACAGGAUGGAAUGUGGCCUUGGACCCUGUGCUAGAGGCUGACCUGAAGCCUGUACACGCACCAACUGAUCCAGGACUACUGGACCAGAUACAGACCCCUCACACCGAGGGGACCCAGAGUCCUGGGUUGUUACCUAGACCAGCUCAGGAGACUCAAACUAACAGUAGCAAGGACCCUGCAGUCCAGCCUUUGCAGCCCAGCCUAGUGGAGGACGGCGCCCCUACAGAUCUGCUGCCUGCCAAGAAUGCCAGUUGGCAAGUAGGAAACUGGAGCCAGUGUUCCACUACCUGUGGCCUGGGUGCCAUUUGGAGGCUUGUGCGCUGCAGCUCUGGCAAUGAUGAAGACUGCACCCUUUCAAGCCGUCCCCAGCCAGCCCGCCAUUGUCAUCUGAGGCCCUGUGCUGCCUGGCGUGCAGGCAACUGGAGUAAGUGCUCUCGCAACUGUGGUGGCGGUUCCGCUACCAGGGAUGUACAGUGUGUGGACACACGGGAUCUCCGGCCAUUGCGGCCCUUUCACUGCCAGCCCGGGCCUACCAAGCCACCCACCCGUCAGCUUUGUGGGACCCAACCUUGCCUCCCCUGGUACACCUCCUCCUGGAGAGAGUGCUCUGAGGCUUGUGGUGGUGGCGAACAGCAGCGUCUGGUGACUUGUCCAGAGCCAGGCCUCUGUGAGGAGUCGCUGAGACCCAACAACACCAGGCCCUGCAACACCCACCCCUGCACACAGUGGGUGGUAGGGCCCUGGGGUCAGUGCUCAGCCCCCUGUGGUGGUGGUGUUCAGCGGCGUCUGGUCAAGUGUGUGAACACUCAGACAGGCUUGGCAGAGGAAGACAGUGACCUGUGUAGCCAUGAGGCCUGGCCUGAGAGCUCACGGCCAUGUGCCACUGAGGACUGUGAACUGGUUGAACCCUCACGUUGUGAGCGGGAUCGCCUGCCCUUCAAUUUCUGUGAGACGCUGCGUCUGUUGGGCCGCUGCCAGCUGCCCACCAUCCGCGCUCAGUGCUGCCGCUCAUGUCCCCCACUCAGCCGCGGUGUCCCUUCCCGAGGCCAUCAACGGGUGGCCAGACGAUAAACCCACGCACCAUCAGGAUGCACAGACCGACCCAUGACACACAGACCUCAGUGCCCCACCACAGGCUGCGGUGGAGCCCCUGCUCCUCGUGUCCUAAUGGUGCUAACCUCAUCCCUGCACAAUGGCAGGCUGGGGACCCCCUUUCCUUUCAGAAAAAGGUAUUUUUUUAUUCUAACAGUUUGCACAUUUGUUAUUGUUUUACAUAAAUGAGUAUCUACCAUUUUG
Molecule: messenger RNA, 5652 nt
Organism: Rattus norvegicus (Norway rat)
Lineage: Eukaryota; Metazoa; Chordata; Mammalia; Rodentia; Muridae
Gene: Adamts7
Product: ADAM metallopeptidase with thrombospondin type 1 motif, 7
Exons: 26
Coding region: 1-5427 (1808 amino acids)
Biological process (GO): ossification involved in bone maturation; chondrocyte differentiation; extracellular matrix organization
Cellular component (GO): extracellular region
Molecular function (GO): metallopeptidase activity; metalloendopeptidase activity
Source: RefSeq, marked validated